Molecule: messenger RNA, 6819 nt
Organism: Diceros bicornis minor
Lineage: Eukaryota; Metazoa; Chordata; Mammalia; Perissodactyla; Rhinocerotidae
Gene: RGS7BP
Product: regulator of G protein signaling 7 binding protein
Exons: 6
Coding region: 599-1372 (257 amino acids)
Biological process (GO): G protein-coupled receptor signaling pathway
Cellular component (GO): postsynapse; nucleus; neuron projection
Source: RefSeq, a predicted model, not a curated record
GCCACGGAUUCAUCUGGGAUCCUCAGACGAGCCCGGAGAGACGAGGGAUCAAGGCAGCCCAUUAGAGCCAAUUGCCCGCUUCGGGAACUGCCAGCCCUUCCAGGCCCGGUGACGGGGGAGGGAGGGGAAAGACGAACCAGCGCUGCUGCGGGAAGACACUGAGGCAAGAACGACUCGCCCCCCCACCCCCACCUUGCAGCACAGGCUUUGAAAGCUGCUCCCCCAUCUGAAUGGAAACUCGGAACCACCGGGCGGCGCGUUCCUUCUCACCCAGCCUUGCAGUCCAUGCCGAGGGGAAGGCGGUGCGAGCCCGCACCAGCGUCCAGCUCCUGGGACAGGGCCCGCAAGGCUGCUGAGCAGAACUUGACCGAGCCCCUUCCUUGCUGCUAGUGGAAGCGAUGCUGCACGGCACAGCCAGCGCUUCCCCGGCUCUCCUUCAAGCUGAAGGUUACCCACCCGCGCAGCCAGCCCCAGCCCUGUGAGCGCCGCGCCUCGGGUCGCGGCUCCUGCUGCUUGGCGGCGGCGCGCAGGGCAACGACCGGGCCGCCCGCGCCGGGGCGCACUGCACCAGCGGCUUCGGCUUGGUGGAUGUGUAUGCAUGAGUUCUGCACCGAAUGGGCGCAAAAAGCGCCCCAGCCGGUCCACCCGCUCUUCGAUCUUCCAGAUCAGCAAGCCCCCGCUGCAGAGCGGGGAUUGGGAGCGCAGGGGCAGCGGCUGCGAGAGCGCCCACAAAACCCAACGAGCCCUGGACGACUGCAAGAUGCUUGUCCAAGAGUUCAACACGCAAGUGGCCCUGUACCGAGAGUUGGUCAUUUCUAUUGGGGACGUCUCUGUCAGCUGCCCCUCACUCCGGGUGGAAAUGCACAAGACAAGAACCAAAGGCUGUGAAAUGGCCCGACAGGCACACCAAAAACUCGCUGCCAUCUCAGGCCCAGAAGAUGGUGAGAUCCAUCCAGAAAUCUGUCGGCUUUACAUCCAGCUGCAGUGUUGCUUAGAAAUGUACACAACAGAGAUGCUAAAAUCCAUAUGUCUGCUGGGAUCUCUUCAGUUUCAUCGAAAAGGGAAGGAGCCUGGCGGGGGAACCAAGAGUUUGGAUUGCAAAAUCGAGGAGAGUGCUGAAACACCUGCUCUAGAGGACUCCUCCUCAUCUCCCGUAGACAUUCAGCAACAUUCCUGGCAGGUUUCCACAGACAUCGAGAACACCGAAAGAGACAUGCGAGAAAUGAAAAACCUUUUAAGCAAACUCAGGGAAACUAUGCCUUUACCAUUGAAAAAUCAAGAUGACAGCAGUCUUCUAAAUCUAACUCCCUACCCCCUGGUUAGAAGACGGAAGAGAAGGUUCUUUGGGCUGUGUUGUCUUGUCUCAAGCUAGGCGAUUCCUCCUGGAAACCCACCAUUGGGAAGACCUGAAAAUAUCACAAAACCUGAGGACCUCCAGACAGCUGCACCACAGUUACUGGGUUUUGACUAUGUUUUCUAUGCUUCCUUAUUGCUUUUAUCCGCCUCCCGUGCCCUUUUAAAUGAUUUUACAUUUGAAAGCAGCUGCUGUCAAGAAAAAAAAAAAAACAGAUUCACAAAGCAGGCUGUUUUUAAAAGGAUUUUUAAAGCUGACAUAGUGCAUGUCUGCUCCAAACCAUACCAUGACAGAAGCAAGAAUUAUGAUUUUUAAAUUAUUCACAGGUUUUUUUAAAUGUAUUAUACAGAGAAAAAUUAUUUCAUGUAUGAUAGUAUAUCUGUAGCUCUUGCUGAUCUCAUAUUAACAAUUUAUCACAUAUGAAAGAAAUCUUUAAACAUAGAAAUCUAUUUAAACUGCAAAACUGUGUUCAAAAAUCCAAUCUAUCGAUAUCAUUAGAAAUAUUAUAAUCAAACAUAUGCCACCUUACUAUUGCUUUCUCUGCACUCAGUUACGUUUAGUCUUCCAUUUUGUCAGAAUCUAAGAGCUUCAACAUAAAAAUAUCUUAAUUUAUAAUGCAACAAAACCAUAUAUGAAAAGUAUUUAAAUUUUGUAAAUAUGCAAUAAUCCUAAUACCUUCGUACAAUGCAAUGGGCAACUAAUUUCCUUUUGAUCCAAUGUUGUCUUUUUCAGCUUCUUGAAGAGUGAAGUAAUCCAGUUAGGAAAUGGUGUAGUAACAUAUACAAUUAUCCUCAAAUGUAAAAUUGAGUAUUCUCACAUUUUGUUCUAACUGAAAUCUGAAGCAUGAUGUCUGCACAUCAGCAUAGUGUUAAAUCUUCUAGGGCAUGCUGGAAUUAGCUCAGAUCGUAAAAAUAUUUAACAUUUUACAUUGUUAAUAAAAUCUUUUUAGUUAAGCUAAGCUUGUCUCAUUUUAGAUGACUAUGCAGAUAUGACUUUUCCAAUGUGUACUUGGUGUCUUGUCUUAUGCUUAGACUCUUGAAAGCAGGACACGUUAAGCAAUACUAUAUUUUAGAAAGGAGGAAGCCUGGAGCUUUGUUUUGCUGCUCACAGCUUUGUUGUGAUCUUCCUCCACUGAACUUGUAACAUGGUACAAAUUUAGUUAUAUUUUCCCUUGUUCUUCCUUUGGCCCAUUUCCCAGACAGAAUUUCCCAUGGGGUGAGAAAUCAGACCUUUGGAAUUCUUUUCUUGUUUUCCGUAGUCUGAAAAAUCCUCAAGUCAGACAAGAGGCACCAGUAUCUAGGACAAUAAAAGGAUGAGCUAGAUGCCUAUAAGUGGUUUAUCCAAGAUGCAUCCUUAAUCCCAGCCCUAUUCUUUCUCAGUACGAAUGUGCACAGGUAUUUAUAUGUCCACCAAUAUUUUGACCUAAAAACUAAAUAUAUUAAAGCUUUUAGCUUUAGUGAAGAGAGAGGUACGUACAGAUGAACUACUGGAGUAAGUAUUGUAUUAGGUUGAAUUAUAUGAAAUUGCUGAUAUUUGACUGUUUUGACCUAUAAAAAUGGCAAUUGCAUACAGUUCAACCUAAUAUCUGAUGUUUGUGGAAAUUAAACUUGGAAUUGUCAUCUAGCUUUUUUAAUUGAAGGUGAAAGGAUUAAAGGGUUGGAAGAGAUCUCAAAAGGCUAUGUAGGCCUCUAUUUAGAUUAUAUCUGCUGGGUUUUGGCCUUAUUCUUGGAAUCCAAAGUGUGUUCCAAUGAACUGGUAAUUAAUUAAUGCAUGGUUAUAGGUAUGUCUGAGUUCAUAUAAGAAGUGCCCUUGAAAGUUUAUAAGAAAAUCCAAUUUUCUAAAUUAAAUAUUUAUAAAACAGUUGUGGGAAUAUGCUACUUAAAGAUUUCUACGGUGAAUAUUCCCUUGCAAAGCAGGUAACCACUCCCAGAUUUACCUGGUCUGCAAACCCUGAUUUUCGUAAAUCAGGUUUGAUUUACGAAAUCAAUAUCCUUUCCUGAAUGCGGUUCAUUUUCAUCCGCGGAGGUUAAUUCACUUCAGGGCCAUUGUUUUAGAAAUUAUGAAGUAGCCCAAUUUGGCAUGCUCUCAGCUCCUGUCUCUGCCCUCUCCCACCCUUCCACUAUAUUAAACCCUUAGCUUCAAAUUAGUUCCUACUAAUCCAUGCAAACUUAUUAACUGAUAAGCCCAACCUUAGUGUUCAGCACAUUCUUCUAAAUGCCUGACCUAAAUCACUUCUGCUUGGUUAAUUUGUGCUCACUCUCGCCUUAGUCUCAGUGUGAAAGUAACACUUACCUUUCGUGCAAUUGUCCUUUGUACAGCUGAAGACUGUUAAUAAAUUCAGGUCUCACCUCCGUGUCUGGGAGGGCUAUAGUAGCUAUUCAUGGAGAUGGGAAUUUGUCUAAUUCCCUUGCUAGGCUUUCCAUAUCUAAGGUAAAUAAAUUCAGCCACUUUAUCUUUUAUUCAUAGUGCCUGUUUCCCAGCCUUUGAUCAGUUUUGUAGUUCCCGUGGACACACUCCAAGAUUUAUAGAUCUUUCACUAGCGGGUCCUAAAAUUAAAUUUAGUGCUCAAAGUCUAAUAACCUACACUGGCUCAUGGUUGCAAUAGGUCAUUCACCAUCUCCCAUUAGAUAUGCCAGUGCAUCUCUUUAGGAGCUGACCCCACCCUCCUCUCACCUACCAAAGGACUUUCUCAGGUGUAGUUCCAUGAGGUAGAGUUCUACUGUCUCGGCUUCCUGCUGGUAAUUCGCUUUCAGAUUAGCAAUAACACCGAGCUGAAACAGAAAAGGACGCAAACUUUUUCUGGCACACAAUCACCCAUUUUACCACCAUAUUUUUAAUACCCCGUGUUGAUUCUUUUUUCAGUUUAUAGAGGCAAUACAUGUUCUUUGUGGGAAAUUUGAAAAAUACCACCAAGUAUAAAGAAACUAAAAUCACCAGAAUCCCAGCACAAUCAUAUUGUUUAAAACCACAUUUCCAGGCUUCAAAUCAGUCAGUGGCUGGGCCCACAGGCACUUUUGGAUAUGGUGUGUGAAGAAAUGCCCUCAGGGCCAAGGUGUCACUUUAAAAAUCUGUCCACUAAUGCUUUGCACACGUCUAGGAGCGGAUUUACCGCACACUUCUGGUUGUACCAGUGUUCAAGGGUGCAAAGAGGACUUUAGAAGCAGCACAGCCCUGAUGCCUCCUUUAAUGAAAGCUCUUGGGGAAAUUCUAAAAUCCUGCCAGGUCAUUUUGUUCCUCGCUGCUCCUGAAACAGUUGGGAUACUUACUGUUUGGCAAUACUGCCACCUACUGAAAGCUGGGCUUUAAAGUGAGGGGAAAACAAAUACACAGAGGAUAAAAGCAUCUAAUUUCUUUUAGACAGCAAACAAAUGGGCCAGAUUAACAAUGAUCCCAUAUGGAAUUUCAGACUCUGGAAGUCUCAAAGUUGAAAGGAUUAAGAAUAUCAUCCAGACUAACUCCCCACCCCCCACAUGCAUACCUAAGCAAUGCCUGUCAUUUCUUUGUGAUCUAGAACAUCACCAAAUGCAAAAUGCUCAACUUUCAGGUAACUAUAGAUAGGAUGAGAAAAAGCAGUGAUGCUAUUGGCCAAGAAUAAAUCAUUAGAAUUAAAUAUAAAGUCCAAAAAUAAACAGAAGAACACAGAAGAAUCGAGAUGACAUUUCAAAUCCAGGAGAAAAGUUGAGUUAUUAAGUAAGUUAUAUUGGGAUAACUGGUUAGCCAUUUAUUGGGAGAAAUAUUAGAUCUAUACCUCAUAACUUUCAUCAAAAUAAAUUCUAGGUGAAGUAAAGAUUUAAACGUCAAAGCACAUAAAUAAACAUAUAAAAGGACUAGCAGGCAAUAUUGAUGAAUAUUUAUGUAAUCUUAGUGUGGAAAAAAGGUUUCCUCAGCAUGACACCAAAGGAUACCAAAGGAAGAAACCACAAUGUAUACCAAGGAAAACAUAAUGUAUACCAAUGUAUACCAAAGGAAGAAACCACAAUGGAAACAAUGGAUGGAUUUGAGCAAUUAAAAAUGCAAAACUCUUAUACAGUAAAAAACAACAAACCAAAUUAAGAGAAAACAAAAUUUGAGAUACAUGCAACAAAGAGUGUAGAUCUCUAAUAUAUAUCAAGAGCUUAAACUUCGUUACCUUUGGAAAGUUUCUGUGAUCUACAACUCCCUUCCCAGCCAGGUGUUCCCAUUUCAUUCUUUCCUCAUUGCCUUUUUUUCAUUAUUGCUUGUUUAACUGUCUGUUUAUCUCCACUAAACUGGAAGUUCAAGAAGGCAGCAACCAUGUCCAUUCUGCUUACCGUCAUACCCUCAACACCUAUCACAGUGCUAGACACAAAGCAAACACUGAAAACAUGUUUAUUGAAUGAGUAAAUAAUGAAUGCUUGAGUAAAUGACAUUUUAUGACUCAAAAAAAAUAAAACUUUCCAGUAGAAAAUUGAGCCAAGAACAAAAACUGGCAAUGUACCAUAAAUUAAAAUAAUGCACUAACAAUAAAUAUGGAAAUAUUUGAAAAUACUGGUAAUCAAAAAAUGCAAAUUAUUAUGAUAAUUCCUUUUUAUGUAUCAGAAAGGCAAAGGGUAUAAAGAAUUAAAGUUUCCAGGGACAGCGAAGAAGUGUGGAAAUGAACCUUCUCUUACAGAGUCAACAAGAGUGUAAAUAAUUCGACCUUUCUGGAAAAUAUUUUGGCAACGUAUUUUUCAUGUAUGGCAAGUAAUUCCACUUUUAGGGAAAUUCUCUUUAAAAGGAUCAGAAAAAAUGAACUAAAAUACAUUCAUUCAUUAUUCAAAAAAUAUAUGCAGGAAAAGGAGCUUAUAACAGCAUUAUUUGGAGGAAUGGAAAAAAUGUAAAGAAGCCUACAGUAUAGUGUUGGUUAAAUAUAGUCUAUCCUUUCAAUGGAAUACUGUGCACCAGUUAAGAAUAAGCACCAUAUGUAUAUUUAUUGAAAUGAACAAGCUAUAUUGUUAAAUGAAAAGGGAAGUUACAGAAGAAUAUCUACAGUAUGAGCUCAUUUUAAAAAUAUAUAUAUACAUGUGUGCAUUAAAGAGUCUGAAAGGAUAUUUACUAAAAUGUUAACAGCAUUUAUCUCUGGGAGGUGAGAUUUGGAGCAAUUAUAUUUUCUUUUUGCAUAUCUGUAAUUUCUGAUUUUUCCACAAUGAGCAUGUAGUAUCCGUAUAAUUUUUUCAGGGAAUAAACAACAAUGUUCACAAUAUGUAUUAAAUGAAAAAUACGUGUUAUAAAACAGUAUGUAUAGUAUGACACAAUAUUUGUAAAAAAGAAAAUUAUAUAUAAAUAUAUCUAUGUAUGUAUAUAUAUGCAUAAGGAAGCUAGAAGGACAUACACUAAAAUGUUAAUAGUAGUUAUUUAUGGGUAGUGGGAUUAUGGGUGAUUAUUUUUUCUUUUUGCUUUUCUGUGUUUUCUAAUUUUUCUACAAUGAAUAUGUAUUACUUGUGUAAUAAAAACUAAUAAUAAAAGUU